Molecule: messenger RNA, 1448 nt
Organism: Trichogramma pretiosum
Lineage: Eukaryota; Metazoa; Arthropoda; Insecta; Hymenoptera; Trichogrammatidae
Product: protein YIPF1
Exons: 4
Coding region: 120-1037 (305 amino acids)
Biological process (GO): vesicle-mediated transport
Cellular component (GO): Golgi apparatus; membrane
Molecular function (GO): small GTPase binding
Source: RefSeq, a predicted model, not a curated record
AGCUCAGUUUGAAAAUGUCAAAAUAGUGCAGUCGAUGCGGUUGUUGCUCCUCACCGUGACGCACCGUAGCCUUUUUACUUAAUUAAUCGAUCGUUGAUUGUAAUAAAAGAAGAUUCAGGAUGAAUCCUGAUCAACAGUUUUUCCAGUUCGAGGACUUCACGAACUCGGGAUCGCAGCAACAGCAGCAGCAGCAUCAGGCGUCGGCCGUUCACGUCGAUCUCGGCACGCCGAACAAUCAACAGCAACUGUUCGGCGAUCCCAGUCAAAUGAAUCAGGAGCAAAAAAAUGAAAAUCAGCCAAGAAGUUUCUGGACGAUAGAGUAUUAUCAAAAGUUCUUCAAUGUAAAUACAAAUGACGUUUACGAGAGGUUGAAGAGAUCAAUGAUACCUCACGGAGUAGACAACUACUUUGUAUCGCAUAUCAGACCCAAACCAGACUUAUACGGACCAUUCUGGGUGUGCAUUACGCUGAUAUUCGCUAUAGCUAUCAGCGGAAACCUUGCCAGUUAUUUUGCUUCGGCGAGGAGUGGAAAAUAUCAUUGGAAAUAUGAAUUUCAUAUCGUUUCUUAUGCAGCCACCUGUAUAUUUUUGUACGCUUUCUUGUUUCCACUCAUACUGUGGGGAGCUUUGAAAUGGACAAAAGCUCAAACACCAGCUACAGACGAUGAGUUGAUAGAAACGAAUACAGAUGUUGGUCUUUUGGAACUGGUAUGCUUGUACGGUUACUCUCUAACAAUAUACAUUCCUGUAGCAUUUUUAUGGACCAUUCAAAUUGCUCUACUGCAAUGGACACUUGUGAUACUAGCGACAGUUUUGUCUGGUGGUGUUUUAUUAAGAUCGCUAGCACCAAUGAUACCAGGCAAACAAAAGCCAAUUUACGUGGCAAUCAUCUUAUUGAUGCACUUGGCCAUCGCUGCUGGAUUCAUGCUGUACUUCUUCCACAUGCCAUCCACCGCUGUUCCUGCCAUUAGCACUACAACAGCAGCGACGACCAGUACAACCGUCGCCAGCAUCGUGAGCUCGACGAAAGCGGCGUGAAAAAUUGAAGACAAAAAAAGAAGAAAAAACAACGUCAAUAUUCAUAAGGAAACAAGUGAUUAUAUUUUGUAAAUAUGCAUUUUUCCAAUAUUUUCCAGUAAAUUUGUUAACUCUUAUGUGAUCAUUAUCUACUUCAUACAUAAUAAUAAUAAUAGUAAUCAUAAUGAUGAUGAAUGAAAUUCUAUAUAUAUUUAUAGUUAUGGAUUUAAGUGACGUGUACGCGUCUUCACGAUUUGUAGAUAAUUUUAUUUCCGUUAAAAUACAGAUAUUUGAUAUAUAAAGGCGAAAGUGAAAGAAAGUAUUACAAAACGAAAAAAAAGAGUUUUACGAAUUUUGUCAAGACCCUUCUCUCCUCUGGUCCACACGGUCCAUUUGACGACUAUCACUUUCUCACGCAGAUACAGCAUCGAC